AUGGGGACGCUGCGGGAUUUACAAUACGCCUUGCAAGAGAAGAUCGAGGAGCUGAGGCAGCGGGAUGCUCUCAUCGACGAGCUGGAACUGGAGCUGGACCAGAAGGACGAACUGAUCCAGAAGCUGCAAAACGAGCUGGACAAGUACCGCUCCGUGAUCCGGCCCGCCACCCAACAGGCGCAUCAGCAAAGCUCCACCACCUUGCAAGGCGAGCAGAGGACCAAGAGGCAGGCCAUUUCAGCCGAGCCCACCGCUUUUGACAUCCAGGACCUCAGCCAUGUCACCCUGCCAUUCUACCCCAAGAGCCCACAGUCAAAGGAUCUAAUAAAGGAAGCUAUCCUUGACAAUGACUUCAUGAAGAAUCUAGAACUGUCUCAGAUCCAGGAGAUUGUGGAUUGUAUGUAUCCAGUGGAAUAUGGCAAAGACAGUUGCAUCAUCAAGGAGGGAGAUGUUGGGUCACUCGUAUAUGUCAUGGAAGAUGGAAAGGUUGAGGUGACAAAGGAAGGGGUAAAACUCUGCACCAUGGGGCCUGGAAAGGUAUUUGGGGAACUCGCUAUCCUUUACAACUGCACCCGGACAGCCACUGUCAAAACUCUCGUAAAUGUGAAACUUUGGGCUAUUGAUCGGCAAUGUUUUCAAACAAUCAUGAUGAGGACUGGCCUCAUCAAGCAUACAGAGUAUAUGGAAUUUUUAAAAAGUGUUCCAACAUUCCAGAGCCUUCCUGAAGAGAUACUCAGUAAGCUUGCUGAUGUCCUUGAAGAGACACACUAUGAAAAUGGAGAGUAUAUUAUCCGGCAAGGUGCUCGAGGGGACACUUUCUUCAUAAUCAGCAAAGGCAAGGUAAAUGUUACUCGUGAAGAUACGCCUGGGGAAGAUCCAAUCUUUCUCCGUACUUUAGGAAAAGGAGAUUGGUUUGGAGAAAAAGCACUCCAGGGGGAAGAUGUCAGGACGGCCAAUGUUAUUGCUGCAGAAGCCGUUAUGUGUCUUGUCAUUGACAGAGACUCUUUCAAACAUUUGAUUGGGGGCCUGGAUGAUGUUUCCAACAAAGCAUAUGAGGAUGCCGAAGCAAAAGCAAAAUAUGAAGCCGAAGCUGCCUUCUUCGCCAACCUGAAACUGUCUGACUUCAACAUCAUUGACACUCUUGGAGUUGGAGGUUUUGGAAGAGUUGAGCUGGUCCAGUUGAAAAGUGAUGAAUGCAAAACGUUUGCAAUGAAGAUACUAAAGAAACGCCACAUAGUGGACACAAGACAGCAGGAGCACAUACGCUCAGAAAAGCAGAUAAUGCAAGGGGCUCACUCGGAUUUUAUUGUGAGGCUAUAUAGGACAUUCAAGGACAGUAAAUAUUUAUAUAUGUUGAUGGAAGCCUGUUUAGGUGGAGAGCUUUGGACAAUUCUCAGGGACAGAGGUUCAUUUGAAGAUUCUACAACCAGAUUUUAUACAGCAUGCGUGGUAGAAGCUUUUGCCUAUCUGCAUUCCAAAGGAAUCAUUUAUAGGGACCUCAAGCCAGAAAACCUCAUCCUAGAUCACCGAGGUUAUGCCAAACUGGUCGAUUUUGGCUUUGCAAAAAAAAUAGGAUUUGGAAAGAAAACAUGGACUUUUUGUGGAACUCCAGAGUACGUAGCCCCAGAGAUCAUCCUGAACAAAGGUCACGACAUUUCAGCAGACUACUGGUCACUGGGAAUCUUAAUGUAUGAGCUCUUGACUGGCAGUCCUCCUUUCUCAGGCCCAGACCCCAUGAAAACGUAUAACAUCAUACUAAGGGGGAUUGACAUGAUUGAAUUUCCAAAGAAGAUUGCCAAAAAUGCUGCUAACCUAAUUAAAAAACUAUGCAGGGACAACCCAUCAGAAAGAUUAGGUAACUUGAAAAAUGGAGUCAAGGAUAUACAAAAGCACAAGUGGUUUGAAGGCUUUAACUGGGAAGGUUUAAGAAAAGGUACUUUGACACCUCCUAUAGUACCAAGUGUUGCAUCUCCAACAGAUACAAGCAAUUUUGAUAGCUUCCCUGAGGACAACGAUGAACCACCACCUGAUGACAACUCAGGAUGGGACAUAGACUUUUAAUGUAUUUCUCUUACCUGCUUCUGCCUUGCUGAAGACAGCUUCCUGAGACAUGGCUGCCAGCAGACCUGAAGGAAUGGGGAAGGAUUAGUGCUCGGGGUCACCAUGAUGCCUUGAUUGAUGCUGCUACAGUAACUACAGUGGCAUUAGGACUUCUUGCUUAGAUGACAAUAGUGCUCUUCACAUGUUUUCUGUUUGAACUUAACAUAGCAGUUGACAUGGUGGUCCUGAAGCAAAGCCUUUUUCACCGGUAAUUAAAUGUGUUUUCUAUCACUGUUAUGAACUUGCUAUGCUCCAGUUGUAAUUUGAAAGUUGAUAGACUAAGAUGCACAUAAUUCUAGCUGCAAGAUCAUUUUCUUUAUCGCUAAUUCUAUUCUGAAAUGUUAAGUACUGUAGCUUAUUCUACACUGUAGAAUCUACAGUAUAGAAUUUGGGGUACUCCCAAACCGCAAAAUGAGUGUAUUGAGCCUCUUAAAGUAGGCCAAUGUAUCAAACCAAGGAGGACCACGAAGCUAUUGGUCAAGGAGCUCAUGUCAAUGCAGUGCUAUGAGUUGUCUUUCUUUUCAAGCAGUAUUCAUGACAAGAAUGAAUGUUCCCUUUUUUCCCAUUUUUAAUUUUUGGAGUGCUUUCCCCCUCAACCGAUAACAAAAGCACAAGUGCUACAGUUUCUGUUGAACUGUUAAAGCAAGUGUGGGUCAGAUGGUUCUCACACGUGUUUGAAAACAUGGUAUACCUAACCUUUAAAUUUUUUUGGUACAGCUACAUAAGAGCAUGUAGAAAAUUAUUCAUAAAACUACUCAUUUUACAUAUAUAUAUAUAUAAUAAAUAUAUUAUAAAAAAGAAAAGAAAACGUGCUUAUCAAAAGGUCUUAGAAAGGAAAUGACAGCACCCAGCUGGUCUAAUAGGCAUUAACACUGACUUUAAAAUAACAUUUACCUUUUAGAACCCAAUGAGGGAACAUGCAAGACCCACUCCAUACUAUAUAGGUGCUAUGUACAUUUUUCAUCUGUGGAAUAACCAAGCAUUCACAAUAUUUUUUCAAGGGGGGGGGGGGGAAAUGUAGCAAGAGAUAGGAUUGUCAACACACAGAGACACAGCCACAUUUUUGCUGCUCCUCUGCACCACCAUCAUCAUUUUGCUUUUCUAUAGAUCCUUUAAUCCCACUGCGAUGUAGCUAUAUUUGAUUACUUGUUUCAAAAGUUAAGUAGCUCAGUUCUCUCUGUGAAGCAUAAUCAUAUAACCAUUCGUGUCAUCAAUCAUGGGGUGCAAUGCAGUUGAAAUAGAGCACUUCAAAAUCCCAAAUAUUUCUAAAAGGAGAAUUAAGCACAUGUACUUUGGGUGAAUCAUACCUACUAGCAGUGAGUCUACUGAUGCAUCAGUGGCACUCUACUGGCAGGAAUAGAUUAUAGAAGUUAAAACAAUGAUAGCAAUGUCAGUGAAGACUCCCAUGUGUUUGUUUGUAUGCUAUCUACCAGCACCUGCACAUUUCCAAUAGACUUAUACCUUUAUACAAAGUAAUUUAACGGCUAAAGCAGCCUUACAUAUAUGAUUUUUUUUAUCAGCUCAGUAAGAAUAUCUACUAGCGUACACUUCAAAAAUGCCAUCGCAUAUGAAAUGCUGCUGAAAAUGAAUCCUCCAACCCAGACAUUCACAUCCUUCAUUUCUUUCAAUGUAUCACCACCAUCUCACAACCUACUCCUUCUGAAUCCAACAAAAGCCGUUUUCAUCUCUGGUUUUCCCCUUUGAUUUAGUUAACCAGUUAAUUUAGUCGCUCUAAUUAUUUUGUAUCCAUAUUUCUCUGCAUCCCUCAUCCUUACACCAGCCCCUUUAUUUGCUUUGUCCUUUCCAGUAUUUGGGGCUACCGCUCAAUUAGCUGGAUCCAGGGUUACUUCCGUUCCUAUCCCACUUACCUGAGAGCCCCAUUGCAUUCAGUGAGACUUACUUCUAGGUAGACAUGUUUGGGAUUGCACUGUUAGUUUCCUUUGAAAUCAAUGAGACGGGAGCCAUGGCUAACUUCUCCCAUUGUGUUCAAUGGUCCAAAAGUUCAACUAACCUACAAUGUAAUCUCAGAAGACCUAUUGUGUUCAAUGAGGCAUACUCCGAAGUAAGCAUGUAUAUGAUUGCAGCCUCAGUUUGGCUCUAACCCAAUUUGUUUAGUGUAGCAUUUCAAGCUCUGUCUCCAGACUAUAACAUGUGCUUAUUUUAGAAUUAUAUUAGAGAAUGCAGUGCAAUUUUGUUUUCAGUAUUGUUCCCCCCCCCAGAAGAGUUGCUGAGAGACUAGCUUCUUAAAAGAACGUUCUGCGACAAUCCCCCCAAACUGGGCUUCUUACAAAUUAAUCAGUCCUCUGAUUAAUAUUUUUAGUUUCCUGAUGCAAACAGGCUUCUGCUCUAAUAUAUUGGAAGACAACAAGUAGUUUUAAGGAGAAAGAAAUAGAUAUGGACUUCCUUGCAUUCUCACACAUUUGAUACGAACAUAACUCUGUCCGAAAUCAUUCCUGUAUGACACUGGUAUACGUUAGAGCAAACUUAUGGUCUCAUUUCAGUUUCACUCCUGAUAGAAAGUACCAAGGUAUUUGAGCUUUAAAAAAUGUUUUUUCCACUAUUUGCAAUAAUCUCCACCAGAUAUAAUUAUGAUGAAACACAACCAGGAGAAUUGGUGGUCAUAUACAACGUAACAGCCUAAUCCUGGGAAAUAACACUCUGCUUCCAGUAUACAUAGAAUCAGGUGCAGGAAUCCUUGCGAUGGCACUAGGGUCCAACCACAGAAAAAACGUAGCAGCACCAUUUGGACUGUGCUUCAGAGCUUCCAAGCCAUGCACCACUAGAACAUGGCAGGUCUUUCCCAGACCUCACACAUGCGCUUCUCUAUACACAGCUUAUUAUGAGCUAUUUAGGGCAGUUCUGACCAAAACUGGCUAAGUCGGAACUAUACAAGCUUUUGGACAGGGCAGGAAAAGACGGAAUACGUUCCGUUUCCUAAGUGUUGAGUUGUCCUGGGGCUAGAUGGGCACAAGUCAUUAUUUGCUUACUAAAAGUUAUCACUCAUUUUUCCAAAAUUUUCCAAGAAAUGCAUAAAAA
Molecule: messenger RNA, 5136 nt
Organism: Elgaria multicarinata webbii
Lineage: Eukaryota; Metazoa; Chordata; Lepidosauria; Squamata; Anguidae
Gene: PRKG1
Product: protein kinase cGMP-dependent 1
Exons: 18
Coding region: 1-2061 (686 amino acids)
Biological process (GO): protein phosphorylation
Molecular function (GO): ATP binding; cGMP-dependent protein kinase activity
Source: RefSeq, a predicted model, not a curated record